AUGUCGAAAUUAUUACCUUUGGCGAAGACUUGUAACAUGGAAAAGAAAGAGAAUGGUGAUAUAUCGCGUUGUGGCAUAUCAAGAAAGUCUCAGUUAAAUUGCAUCUUUAUGAAAGAGGUGAUUCAAUUCUUUCCAUUUGUGGACAUCAUCGAGUUGUGCUUUGUUUCAAAAAGAUUUCAUAUGAUGAUCACAAAGACAAAGGAAGUUAUGUGCGUCACAACCGAGAACGAACUCAAGGUAUGUUCCAAUGUACAAAGAAUGAGUGGGAAUAUUUUUCAAGUCCGAGACUUGAUAGACGAACAUGUUAAUUUUGUGUUUAAAAUUACUGUGAAUUUCGAGUUUGAAGCGAAAUGCCUCGGGAAUAUACACCACCUUGAGACAAUCAGAGAAAUUAGUAUUAACUCAGGGUUUGAUGCAAGACGGUAUUUAUAUCGAAUGACUAACUUGGAAAAACUGAAACACGUUGCAUCAUGCCAAAUAGUACCUAUUACAGAAUUGAGCAACUUGAAGAGUUGGAUCAUUUUGGGGUUUGAACUUGAUAAUAAGAGUCACACCACUUUACUUGACUAUGCGAUGAAAGAUAUAACACCAGAAAGACUUGGUUCUAUUCACAGAGUUGUUUAUAUCAAAGGUGUGAUAUCACAAUAUGCACAUAUAAAAUCAUUGAGAGGAGCACAACUUGCAUUCAUGUAUCAAGAAGACAGAGUUAUACCCAAUUCCUUUUAUCAAUUGUUUUUAAAUGAAAGUGUAAUACUCCACAACACAAAAGCAGUACAGGCGUCUAUUAAAGACUUUCAAAAUCUAAUGUUUAUGAAGUUGUAUAAAAAACACUUGUUUACUGUUCAAAUAUGUCAUUGUAACAAAACAAGUGUAUUUACACAAGAAAUUGUUUACUUAGAAAACUUUACUGAUUUCAUUUCUCUCUCCUCGAAGGUCAUUAAUUUAAUCAGUCUGUCUGUUAUUAUUACAACGCUGACUCCUAAAACUGUAAGCUUUGUCAGUUGUUCUUCACUUACAUUUUUCAAAGCAAAACAAAUUGGUGGAAAGACUACAAUUCAUCUUCCUUCUUCAAUUAUGUAUUUGACAUUGGAUUCUUAUACUUCUGAUCUAUCAUUUAACACAAUGCCAAACUUAAAACAUUUUACAACAAUUGCAGGUAACACGUAUACCAAUUUGUUUCCUUUCACAGAGGUUCUUUCUCUUUAUUUACCUUUAGAGAAAUCGUUUCAUAUCCCACCAAACGUGAAAACCGUGUACCUCAAAUCGAAAGAUAAAGUGACUUUGUCGACUUCGCCAUCAACCAAAGUAGUCAUGUAUAAUUCCAAUUGA
Molecule: messenger RNA, 1329 nt
Organism: Entamoeba invadens IP1
Lineage: Eukaryota; Evosea; Mastigamoebida; Endamoebidae
Exons: 1
Coding region: 1-1329 (442 amino acids)
Source: RefSeq, a predicted model, not a curated record